GGUACAGUUCUGGCUGUGAGCGCUUGAUAUGCUGCCGCAGAUGACGGACCGCAGGCUUGCGCCUCCUGUGCGCGCACAUCCCCGAUCACUCUGACACACACGCACGCACACGAACCGACAGUGGCUGUUUUCGCCUCCUGGUCUCCGGAAUCAGAGGAGCUUUGGGAUUUAGCAGCCGGUGUUCUCUCGUUCAGGCGGCGGUGUGUGAGGAGCUGCGGAGAUAAUUGGUGGUACUAUGAGACGUGUUAUAGGGAGAAGUCAGUCCCUUCCACCUUGUAUCCGAUCUAUAAUGAUGGGGAUUUAAACACGAGUCUUCACUUCUCCUCCCAGGGACCUUCCUCUGCAGCCAUUCUCUGAUCACAGGCCUGGCAUCUUUCAUCCAUUCAUCCCUCUCUCCAUUCAUUUUUGCCCUGUCAUGAAAGGCCUGUCCAGUAGUCGGAGUCACCAUCAUAUGGUCUCCUAUGAGCCAUCAUACGAUCCAUUGGGUCACCAUGUUGACCGUAAGCCAUAUUUGUUCGGCCAGAUGGAUAUGCCAUUGCCCAUUCCUAUGCCACACCCAUCUGAGUUGCCCUAUUACAAUGCUCAGCGUGUUUCAUACCCUUCUGAAAGCAACAGCAUUGUCCCAUAUGGAACCUUCCCACGGAGGUGUCACUCCACCUCCUCAGCUCACCAUCCUGAGGUAAAGGAUGAGUGUAUGGCCAUGGUGCCCUAUGUAGGUGGAGGAGGAAGAGGGGGAGGAGGGGGAGGGGGCUAUGGGGGUAAAUCUCAGUCUUGGGUACCAGUAAAUUUUGCGGACCCAUAUGAGCAACAGCCGAUAUUUUCCAGAGAUGGCUACCACACACUGCAGUACAAACGAGGAGUGUUGUCCCACGCUGGGGGCAUAGGAGCCAAUGACAACAAUGACAGUCCUGGGCGAAUUCGCCAUCUGGUCCACUCAGUCCAGAAACUCUUUACCAAGUCACAUUCAUUGGAAGGGCCCCAACACACUCAGUCAUCAAAAGGGCCAACUAAUGGGAGUGUGUAUGGUAGUGGUGGAGGAGGUAGCAGUGGCGGUGGUGCAAGGGCCAGCCCAGAGGGUGCAGCUCCUCCUGGGGCAGUGCGCCACCGGAAGCGCAGCAAGAGCCGUGAGCGCUGUCGAUCAGCAGAGCCCAAACAUCGAAGCUACCAUCAUCACCACCAUCCCCAGCUUCAUGGCUCUGCAUCUGCUCCAGGGUCUGGAUACUGGAGCUCAGAUGACAAUCUGGAACGGGAGCUAUGUCUUUACCACCCUCAUCAUCACCAACCUCCACCCUCACCCUCCCUCUCUAUUUCCCCCUCACCUAUUGCUAUGACAACAGUCCAGUGCCCUGGCAACAACCCUGAUAAGUAUCCUCAGACUCCCCUCCCAAAUCUCUCCUCCUCGCAGUCCCAACACUACUUCAUCAUGGACCCCUAUGGGACAGUUAAUGAGCAUGCACACACCCAUGCACGCCACGGCCACACUCACCACCACUCUGCACUCAAAGCCUCUCGGAGCAACAGCGAUGUGAAAUAUACAGCUUCAUCUGCAUGUAUGCCAGUUAGUGGUAACAGCAAUAAGAGCGAUGGCUGUAUCGGUGGAGGAAGUGGCCCCUUGCUGCCACUGGGUCUUGUGGACGGGCCUGUUGAGAAGAAAGGGGCAUGGUCAUCAAGCCUAACGGUGAGCAGGGCCCAAGAGGUCUACACCAACACCAGCAGCCACAACCAGCUACGAACCAGCGCAGGAUCCGGUAACCUAAACCUAGAUAGAGCUCUAGUCAAAGCUAAGGGCAGUCAGCAGCAGGACCCUUCUUGCCAAUUCUUACAGGUACCUCAAGAUGAGUGGAGUGGUUUUUCUCCUCUGGGGAAAGAGGAUGACAUUCCCUGUCGAAGGAUGAGGAGUGGCAGCUAUGUGAAAGCUAUGGCCGAGGAUGACAGCGGAGACUCUGAUGGAAGUCCCAAACCUUCACCGAAGAUGCAGGCACGUCGUGCCAGCUACCUUAAAGCUACACAACCGUCACUUACUGAGAUGACCACACUACAAAUUUCUACAGAGCAUUCCCCCAAACUGCAGAUCAGGAGUCACAGUUAUUUGCGUGCUGUGAGUGAGGUUUCAAUCAACAGAAGCCUGGAUACACUGGAUCCUAAAACUCUCCUUGACCCCAAGUCACUGCUGUCUUCACCCCAAUACCGGUCACGCAAUGAAAGCUACAUGAGAGCCAUGAGCACCAUCAGUCAGCUGAGUGAGGUUGAAGUAAAUGGGCAGAUUGAGCAAGUGUGUGAGCAAGUCUAUAGCGAGAUGCAAUCUCAAGCUAUGGAUGCAGGCAUGGAUAGCUUGGAAACUAUGGACACCCUGCCUAUGCCAGGUUGCUUCCGUAUGCGUAGCCCCAGUUAUGUGAGGGCAAUUGACCAAGGAUGUACCUCAGAGGAUGAAGGACCAGGAGGAAGACCUCUGCUGCUACUUCCAUCCUCACCACCACGCACAACUGCCACAACUGUCAGGACCAUCCAAAGCAGCACAGUAUCGUCUUGCAUUACUACCUAUAAAAAAACCCCUCCACCAGUGCCACCACGAACCUCCACCUGCUCUACAGCGUCCAAGCCAUAUAUCUCUAUCACAGCCCAAAGCAGCACAGAGUCCGCACAGGAUGCCUAUAUGGAAGAUGAAGGGCCCAGAGGAGACAUGACAAUCCAGUCAGGUCUCAGCAACUCAACGGAAAGUAUUGACAGCAUGAAGGCCUUGACAGCUGCCAUUGAAGCUGCUAACGCUCAGGUGCAUGGACCAGCCAGUCAACAUGUGAGCAACAGCACGAUGACAGUCAGCACUGCCAGUUCGCCACACCUCAGCAGGGGGCAAGUUGUAGAAGAGCAUCGGGAUGAAUACAGAAAAGAAGCACUCAGGAAGGGCAAAUGUCUCUCCAUAGGCAUCCAGGUAGAUGGACCAGAAGAGAUUCCAGAUCCAGAAGACCCCUCCAAGUUCACGUCUGUGGGGGUACAAGUGGAGGACGAUCGAGGAUAUCGAAGGCUUCAGCGCUCCAACAGCGUGACAGCAGCUGUACAGGCAGAUCUAGACCUGCCAGACCUCCUAGACACUCCCCUGGACUCUCCACACCCUCACAGAGGACGUCUGGCCUCCUGUGGCAUAUCUCGGAAGUAUUCCCGUGAUGCAGCCACCUCCACUGUCAGCAUUCAAGGCUCAGGGAACCAUUACCAUGCCUGCGCCUCAGAUGAUUACGAUGAUGUUGGUUUUGACCCGUCCAUCCUCCCCCCGCCUGACCCCUGGAUAGAUACUGUUACUGAUGACCCGCUUGAUGCAGACUUCAACAGCUCUGCUAUUCUGGAGGUGGUACAGCGGUCGGUCUGUCAGAGAGAUGGACGCUGGUUCCUGAAGCUUCUUCAAGCUGAGACCGACCGCAUGGAGGGAUGGUGUCGGCAGAUGGAGCUCGACCAGCGGGAGAAUGAGUUGCCUGAAGAUAUCCGGGAAAAGAUGAGAACUGCUGUUGGAAGUGCUCAACUUCUCAUCUCCCAGAAGUUUCAGCAGUUCAAGGAGUUAUGUGAAGAGAACCUGAACCUCAGCAUCCAUCCUCGUCCUGCAGCCUCAGAUCUAGCUGGUUUUUGGGAUAUGCUUCAGCUGUCAAUUGAGAAUAUCAGCCUCAAGUUUGAUGAGCUUCACCAGCUCAGGGCCAACAACUGGAGACCGCUGGACCCUCCUGAUAGAAAGGAGAGGCGACUUCCACCUCCUGUGCCAAAAAAACCACACAAGAUGGUCCCCCACCACCACCCACCACUUACCAGAGACCGUUCACUGGAGAGCUCAGAGAAGCAGCGGCAGGAGGCAAGAAAGAGGCUGAUGGCUGCCAAGAGAGCAGCAUCUGUACGCCAGAACUCAGCAACAGAGAGCGCUGACAGCAUUGAGAUUUACAUUCCUGAGGCUCAGACAAGGUUAUGAAGACAUUAACAUGGACAUAUUAUGGUUGGCAAAAAGUACCCAGCUGCUGCUCAGCAAUUUGACUCAAAGCUGACUGAAAGGAACUGCAGUGAAACUGUCAAGAAGUGGCUUUGUUACACUCCAGAGUGCGAGGAACGCAUCAAGGAACCAAAGCGACACCAAUCAGAAUCAAACAUGGGUGACCUCAACAUAUACUGGUUCAUACAGUACAAGUUUUAACUGCAUGGACUCUGCUCUUCCAUGGGCAACAGAUUGUUGUUCUGAUAGUCAAAAAGGAGUCAAAAAUGUUUACAGAUCUGUCUGUUUUCCUAGAUAUGAUGCCAUGUUGUCAUUUUUGAAAAUAUGCAAGUCAGACAAUUUUGAACAACACAAUAACCAUCAUCUACCAAUAAAAUUGUGUGUUUAACACCAGUGAAAAAUCUUUUGUGAUGUUAUGAUGUAGAACUAUCAGACCAAAAAAAUGUACAUUAAUCAAUACUGAUUCCUUGACUUUGAUUCAAUAUGAAAUCAACACAAAAGUGCAUGUACAUCCACACUUAAAUGAUGGUUGAAUCAAUAUUGACGUAGUGUCAGUUAUGAUUGAAACCCAAACGUUGAUUCAACAUAUAAGACACUGACCACUUUCAAUAUCAUUUCAAUAUCAGGCUUCAACAUAUAUUCAAUCUUUCAGCCUAAUGUUGUUUCAAUUGAUUCACUGAUAUUUUAGUGUCUGAGUUGGUAAAAAUUUAUUCUGUUGCAAUCGGUGGGUUGCUGGUUUGAUUCACUCUAUAUCUGUCUCUGUCAUUGUGCCCUUGGGCAAGACACUUCACCCUCCUGCUGCUGGUGAUCAGAAGACCUGGUGUCACCUCACCUCUGUCAACUGUGGCUGCUAUCAGUGUGGGAAUGUGUGUGUGAAUGGGUGAAUGACUGAAUGUAGUGGGAAGAGUUUUGAGGUCCUGUGGACUAGAUAAAGUAAUAUGCUGUCCAUUUACAAUUUCACCUAAAGUUUAUCCAUUUACAUUUUGAGAACUGGAGAGUUUAUAGGUGUUUUGAUCUUUUGCCCAUUAGGAAUUCUAAUGUUUCAGAAACAGGAUUUUUUGUUUUCAAAUGUCUAUAACUGCACAAAGAAGAAUUAGUUAAGCUAACUUUGCAGUAGGCUAUCAUGGUCCACAUGUGUACUUGCUUGCAAUAGAGAUGUCUUCUUUGACUCGCUUUGUCCAAAACUCAUGCUGAGAUGCCAACACUGCGGAAGCUCAACUUUGUGGUGGCAACAUGAAUCUCCUGCAGAACAUGGCAGGAUCUUGUUGAACUCUUGGAUGUCACCAAGCCUUCAGAAAUGAGUUUGCUAAUUUGUUUGAAUUAUCUGAGCUAAACACUGUUUUGUACACAUUUGGUAUGGAUCCCAGUCCUUAAACCUGUGGUUAGUUAGUAUUUAUCAGUAGCAUUCAUAAUCAUAAAAUUAUCUGAUUAUUUAGUAAUUCCGAAAAAGAAAAAAAUCACUACCUUCUUAAAGGUGUUUUCUGCUUCACCAAUUGUGAGAUCCAAAAAAAGAUGUUAUCCCACUUUAAACCACAAGGUGGCAGCAGUGCGAUGCCACAGUGCUCCAAGUGUUUUUUAUCCAUUUGAAACUUUUCUCUAAUUUGUGCUGUUGGAAAUAAAAUUGUGGUGAAAUAAUUGCAAUAAUUCCCCAUACUUGUAAAUAUUUUAUUAAUAUUAAUUAUUACUAAUAAUUUGCUUGAAUUAAUAUUAAUUAAUAAAAAAAUAUUUGUGGUACAGGAAAUGAUUGUAUAAAUUUGCAUUCUCUGUAAAGUUUCUGAGCUCUUCAGUUCAGGUAACUGGUCCCGUUAGUAUAAUAAAUUUUACCUGUUUCCAGA
Messenger RNA from Poeciliopsis prolifica (blackstripe livebearer), 5799 nucleotides. RefSeq names its product discs, large (Drosophila) homolog-associated protein 1a (gene dlgap1a). The transcript has 17 exons. Gene Ontology annotation, biological process: signaling. NCBI's taxonomy places the organism in Eukaryota, Metazoa, Chordata, Actinopteri, Cyprinodontiformes, Poeciliidae. The record is from RefSeq and is a predicted model, not a curated record. Bases 416 to 3946 code for a protein of 1176 amino acids. Gene Ontology annotation, molecular function: molecular adaptor activity. Gene Ontology annotation, cellular component: glutamatergic synapse; postsynaptic specialization.